Messenger RNA from Coccinella septempunctata (seven-spotted ladybird), 2331 nucleotides. RefSeq lists its product as uncharacterized. The record is from RefSeq and is a predicted model, not a curated record. The transcript is spliced from 3 exons. The coding region runs from base 1 to 2331 and encodes 776 amino acids. NCBI's taxonomy places the organism in Eukaryota, Metazoa, Arthropoda, Insecta, Coleoptera, Coccinellidae.
AUGUCUGAAUCUACGACAUCAAACAUCGGACAUUUACGGGAGUUCAAUCCCGCCAUUUCGGAAUGGUCCAUUUUUAAAAGAAGAAUUGACAAUUACUUCGUUGCAAAUACGAUCACGGACGAAAAACGGAAAGGAGCCAUCCUGUUGAAUGUCCUUAGCGAAGAAGCUUACAAGCUAGUGUUUAACAUGUGCUUGCCGGAGGAACCAGAAACUAAAACACACAAAGUACUCAGUGAUCUACUCACUAAUCAUUUCAAACCGAGUGAAAGUGUAUUUGCUGCACGAUACAAAUUUUAUACAGCUAAGAAGGGAUCAACAGAAACUGCAAAAGAAUGGGCAGCUCGUCUAAGAAAUUUUGCAGCGCAGUGUCAAUUUAAUAAUUUACAACUAGAAAUGGUUCUGAGGGAUAUAUUCAUAGUAAACUACGACAAGGGAAGUGUUCAAGAUCGUCUUCUGGAAGAAAAAAAUUCAGUAACUUUUACUGAAAUGGUGGAAUUGGCAUCAGCAAAAUCUGCGACGCAGGCAUCGAUGAAUAACUGGGAGAAUUUAAUCAAGAAAGAAGUGGAUUUGCAUUACGCAGGUACACAGUCAUGUCAGAGUGUAUCGAAGAAGGGGAGUCCACCGGAUCAAGAAUCGUCAAGAACAUCGAAUACCAGUAAUCAACAGAACAAAUGCGAAAUCUGUGGAAGACGGAAUCACUCAAAAGAUAAGUGUUUUUAUCGCGAUUGUCUCUGUCACAUCUGUGAUGACUUACAGUUUCUGUUCAAAAAAUAUAAACGUGUUUUUGAACCUGGAUUGGGAACAUUCACUAAAGGAAAAAUUUCAAUCAAAUUAAAAUCUGAUGGAAUAACACCUAAAUUUUUUAGGGCUAGACCUCUUCCGUUCGCCAUGAGGGAGAAAGUUGAGCAGGAACUGGAAAGGCUUCUGAGUUUAGGGGUCAUCGAACCAGUUGAUUAUUCACCGUGGGGAACGCCAGUGGUGCCCGUGAUUAAAAAAGAUGGUUCAGUAAGACUGUGCGGAGAUUUUAAGGUAACACUUAACCCUCACAUCGAAAUUGAUAAAUAUCCUUUGCCCCGCAUAGAACAACUCUUUGCUAGCCUUCAGGGCGGUGAACAUUUCACGAAAUUAGAUUUAGCCAAUGCUUAUACCCAGAUAUGUCUUGAAGAAGAUUCGAAAAAUCUUGUAGUUAUCACAACUCACAAAGGUUUAUUUCGUUAUACUCGAGCUCCUUUCGGAAUAGCAAGUAUUCCCUCUAAAUUUCAAAAGUUGAUGGAAUCGUUGUUACAAGGAGUAGAUGGUGUUGUAAUUUUUAUUGAUGACAUAGUCGUUACUGGUAAGGAUAGAGCCGAACAUCUCGAGAGGUUGGAGAAAGUAUUUGAGAGAUUACAGGAUGCGGGUUUCAAAAUUUCCGACAAUAAAUGCGAAUUUUUCAAAUCAAAAAUUACAUAUAUGGGUUAUCAAAUUGAUAAAACCGGUUUGCAUACUUGUCAGGAGAAAAUCGAGGCUAUCAAUAAAGCGCCGGUGCCAAAAGAUAUCUCACAGCUCAAAUCAUUCCUUGGUUUGGUGAACUACUACGGAAAAUUCGUGCCAAAUCUAUCAUCGAUUUUACACCCGUUGUAUAAUUUGUUGAGGGAUAGGGUACAAUGGCGUUGGUCAGCCAAUUGUGAGAGAGCUUUCAGAAAAAUAAAAGAAAUAUUAACUUCGGCUGAUGUCCUAGUUCACUAUAACCCAGAUCUACCGUUCGAAAAACCUGGAGACGCCAAGAUAUACAGUAAAGUGGUUACACAGUUCGAAGGAUACUUCAUUCCCUCAAGAAAUGACACCUUCGAAAGUCAUGUAUUUUUAUCAAGAGAUAUGAAACCUGUUGAAAGUGUCGAUAAAUAUGUCACAAAUCUAAGGGAAUUGAGUGCCACAUGUAACUUCGGUGAUCUAACAGAUUUCUUAAUUAAAGACAAGUUAGUUCAUGGAAUCAGGGGAAAAUCCGUGAAAGAUCGACUCCUGCGAACAAAAAACUCAGAUCUUGCAAAAGCCCUAGAAAUUUGCAAGGCUGCCGAGAAAACAGAAAAUCAAGUGAACCAAUCAUGUGGAGAUUUGGAAGAGCAACAUUUAGAGGAAGAAAUCAACGUGAUUAAAUCCAGGAACCGGAAAACGUACCAAAGGAAUAUGGCAACCAAGCAGGCGCAAUAUCAAUAUCGACCAGGAAGCAGACGCAAUAUCGAUCAGAAGAUCCAGCGAUGGCAGCAGCCUACGUCAUCAUUGAAUGUCACAAACCAACAGCCGUCAAACUCAAAACAAGAACAUGGAACUAGAAAUCCAAACUCGCAUCAUUAA